CAGAUAGGACAACACCUAGUAAAAACCGAGUCUGCUACCGGAGAGAGGAGUGGGGCUUGGCAAAACCGCUCAACCCACAGAAUGGGCGAUUUAUAACAUUUUAACACUCGAGUGUCACUGUUUUCACAACAAACAAAUUCUACAACGAUUAUUUUACUGGAUUCGGUAGCUAUGUCGGCAACAUUGUCGCGCGGCUCGCUCCAACCGGGCCAGCAGAAGCUGGCCGAGAAAUUUACCAUUCUGAACGACCGGGGCAUCGGGAUGCUCACUCGUGUCUAUAAUAUCAAGAAGCAAGGACAAGUUUGGAAGGCAUGUGGUGACCCCAAAGCCAAACCAUCCUAUCUAAUAGACAAGAACCUGGAGUCUGCUGUCAAGUUCAUUGUCAGAAAAUUCCCAGCGGUUGAAACACGCAACAACAAUCAACAGCUUGCACAACUACAGAAAGAGAAGUCUGAAAUCCUUAAGAAUCUAGCGUUGUAUUACUUCACAUUCGUAGAUGUGAUGGAGUUUAAGGACCAUGUCUGUGAGCUGCUGAACACUAUCGAUGCUUGCCAAGUAUUCUUUGAUAUUACUGUAAACUUUGACCUGACCAAAAACUACCUUGACUUAGUAGUGACCUACACUAACCUAAUGAUGCUACUGUCUCGGAUUGAAGAGAGGAAAGCUAUCAUUGGCCUCUACAACUAUGCCCAUGAAAUGACACAUGGAUCAAGUGAUCGAGAGUACCCUAGGCUGGGACAGAUGAUCGUUGACUACGAGAACCCCCUGAAAAAGAUGAUGGAGGAGUUUGUUCCACAUGGGAAGUCGUUGUCAGACGCCCUGCUCUCCCUCCAGAUGGUGUACCCCAGGAGAAACCUGUCUGCUGACCAGUGGAGGAACGCUCAGCUACUCAGUCUCAUCAGUGCUCCUAGCACCAUGCUCAACCCAGCCCAGUCAGACACAAUGCCCUGUGAAUACUUGUCCCUGGACGCCAUGGAGAAGUGGAUAGUAUUUGGCUUCAUCCUGUGUCAUGGGGUCCUGAACAGCGACCAGGCAGCUCUGAGCCUGUGGAAGCUGGCUCUUCAGAGCAGCACCUGCCUCUGUCUCUUCAGAGACGAGGUGUUCCACAUCCACAAGGCUGCUGAGGACCUGUUCAUCAACAUCCGCGGCUACAAUAAACGUGUGAAUGACAUCAAAGAGUGCAAAGAACAAGCUCUGUCACAUGCAGGCUUGAUGCACAGAGAAAGACGCAAGUUCUUGAGAUCUGCCCUGAAGGAGCUGGCCACAGUCCUAUCUGACCAGCCAGGAUUACUGGGCCCCAAGGCCCUGUUUGUAUUCAUGGCUCUGUCGUUCGCUCGGGAUGAGAUCAUUUGGCUGCUACGACAUGCAGACAACAUCCAGAAGAAGAGCACAGAUGACUUUAUUGACAAGCACAUUGCAGAGCUGAUCUUCUACAUGGAGGAGCUGAGGGCUCAUGUGAGGAAGUAUGGUCCUGUCAUGCAGAGGUACUAUGUCCAGUACCUGUCUGGCUUCGAUGCCGUGGUGCUCAACGAGCUAGUACAGAAUCUGUCCGUCUGUCCUGAGGAUGAGUCCAUUAUCAUGUCCUCCUUCGUUAACACCAUGACCUCCCUCGGCGUCAAACAAGGUGUUACAGUGGAAGACGGGGACGUGUUUGAUUUCAGGGGCAUGAGGCUGGACUGGUUCAGAUUGCAGGCCUAUACUAGCGUGUCAAAGGCUUCUCUGGGCAUCGCAGACCACCGUGAGCUAGGCAAGAUGAUGAAUACCAUUAUAUUUCACACCAAGAUGGUGGAUUCCCUGGUGGAGAUGCUGGUGGAGACGUCUGACCUCUCCAUAUUCUGCUUUUACAGUCGUGCGUUUGAGAAGAUGUUCCAGCAGUGUUUGGAGCUGCCAUCCCAGUCUCGUCACUCCAUCUCCUUCCCUCUGCUCUGUACCCACUUCAUGAGCUGCACCCAUGAGCUCUGUCCUGAGGAGAGGCAUCACAUAGGCGACCGUAGCUUGUCCCUGUGCAACAUGUUUCUGGAUGAGAUGGCUAAACAGGCCCGCAACCUCAUCACAGACAUCUGCACCGAGCAAUGCACGCUCAGCGACCAGCUGCUGCCAAAACAUUGUGCCAAAACCAUCAGUCAGGCGGUGAACAAGAAGUCAAAGAAGCAGACGGGGAAGAAAGGAGAACCUGAGAGAGAGAAGCCUGGAGUAGAGAGCAUGAGGAAGAACAGGCUGCUGGUCACCAACCUGGAUAAGCUUCACACAGCGCUAUCCGAGCUGUGUUUCUCCAUCAAUUAUGUACCCAACAUGGUGAUAUGGGAACACACCUUCACUCCCAGGGAGUACCUCACCUCACACCUGGAGAUCCGCUUUACCAAGUCUAUCGUGGGGAUGACCAUGUAUAACCAGGCGACCCAGGAGAUAGCCAAACCAUCUGAGCUGCUGACCAGUGUCAGGGCUUACAUGACUGUACUCCAGAGCAUAGAGAACUAUGUUCAGAUAGAUAUCACCAGGGUGUUCAACAACGUGCUGCUGCAGCAGACACAACAUCUGGACAGUCAUGGAGAACCAACCAUCACUAGCCUCUACACCAACUGGUAUCUGGAGACCUUACUGCGCCAAGUAAGUAACGGACACAUUGCUUACUUCCCAGCCAUGAAGGCUUUUGUCAACCUGCCUACGGAGAACGAGCUCACCUUCAAUGCAGAGGAAUAUUCUGAUAUCUCAGAAAUGCGGUCCCUGUCAGAGCUGCUGGGGCCCUAUGGGAUGAAGUUCCUCAGUGAGAGUCUCAUGUGGCAUAUCUCCUCCCAGGUGGCUGAGCUCAAGAAACUGGUGGUGGACAACGUUGAGGUUUUGACCCAGAUGAGGACCAGCUUUGACAAGCCUGGAGAAAUGGCUGCUCUGUUCAAGAAGCUCUCAUCAGUCGACAGUGUUCUGAAACGAAUGACCAUCAUCGGCGUCAUCCUGUCAUUCCGAUCACUGGCUCAGGAGGCACUCCGAGAUGUGUUGUCGUGCCACAUCCCAUUCCUGGUGAGCUCAGUGGAGGAUUUCAAGGAUCACAUUCCCAGAGAGACCGACAUGAAGGUGGCCAUGAAUGUGUAUGAGUUGUCCUCUGCAGCAGGCCUGCCCUGUGAGAUAGACCCUGCCUUAGUGGUGGCCCUCUCCUCCCAGAAGUCAGAGAACAUCAGUCCUGAGGAGGAGUACAAGAUAGCGUGCCUGCUGAUGGUCUUUGUGGCGGUCUCUAUGCCCACCUUGGCAAGCAACGUCAUGUCCCAGUAUAGCCCUGCUAUUGAAGGUCACUGCAACAACAUCCACUGUCUGGCUAAAGCUAUAAACCAGAUCGCUGCAGCUUUAUUCACCAUCCACAAGGGCAGCAUCGAGGACCGCCUCAAAGAGUUCCUCGCACUUGCCUCCUCCAGUUUGCUGAAGAUCGGCCAGGAGACUGACAAAACCACAACGAGGAACAGAGAAUCUGUCUACUUGCUCCUGGAUAUGAUUGUGCAGGAGUCCCCAUUCCUGACCAUGGACCUUCUGGAGUCUUGCUUCCCCUAUGUGCUGCUCCGUAACGCAUACCACGCCGUCUACAAGCAGAGUGUGCCUUCCUCCACCUGAGAGCCCUGAGAGGAGGUGAAAAGAGGAUGAAGAGGAGAGGCUAGAGAGGAGGAGGUGGAGAGGCUAGAGAGGAGGAGGUGGAGAGGCUAGAGAGGAGGAGGUGGAGAGGCUAGAGAGGAGGAGGUGGAGAGGCUAGAGAGGAGGAGGUGGAGAGGCUAGAGAGGAGGAGGUGGAGAGGCUAGAGGAGGAGGAGGUGGAGAGGCUAGAGAGGAGGAGGUGGAGAGGCUAGAGAGGAGGAGGUGGAGAGGCUAGAGAGGAGGAGGUGGAGAGGCUAGAGAGGAGGAGGUGGAGAGGCUAGAGAGGAGGAGGUGGAGGGCUAGAGAGGAGGAGGUGGAGAGGCUAGAGAGGAGGAGGUGGAGAGGCUAGAGAGGAGGAGGUGGAGAGGCUAGAGAGGAGGAGGUGGAGAGGCUGGAGAGGAGGGGGAAGAGGAGAGGCUGGAGAGGAGGGGGAAGAGGAGAGGCUGGAGAGGAGGAGGAAGAGGAGGAGGAGAGGCUAGAGAGGAGGAAGAGGAGAGGCUAGAGAGGAGGAGAGGCUAGAGAGGAGGAGGAGGAGAGGCUAGAGAGGAGGAGGAGGAGAGGCUAGCGAGAGAGGAGGAGGAGAGGCUAGCGAGAGAGGAGAGGCUAGCGAGAGAGGAGAGGCUAGCGAGAGAGAGAGAGGCAGGCGGGGAGGCUCCCUGCCUAGCGAGAGAAAAAGAUUUUGUCUGGAGCCUUAGCAUGCAGAGAGUGAAGGAGACAACAUCAGGGGCCUUAUGUAUCAAGCUUCUCAGAGUAGGAGUGAUCAUUUGAGAUCAGUUUUGCCUUUUAGAUCACAAUUAAUGAGAUGUAAUAUUUUAUUUGGAUCCCACUGCUAAUCUCUUCCUGGAGUCCAAACAGGAAACAAAAUGACAAAUAGAAUACAUAAAAUACAUAAUAUACAUAACACUACAGAAUACACUACAUAAUACAAUGCUUAAUACAAUACUUAAUUCAAUGCAGAAUACACUACAUAAUACAAUACUUAAUACAGUCCAGAAAACACUACAUAAUGCAAUACUUAAUACAGUCCAGAAUACACUACAUAAUACAAUACUUAAUACAGUCCAGAAAACACUACAUAAUGCAAUACUUAAUACAAUGAGGAAUAUAAUACAAAAUGUAUAAAAAUGUCUCUCUUCACAGUCCCCGUCGUGCCGUAAGGUGUUCUUUUAUCCAUUUUUAAAAAUCUGGUUGUAUUGCUAGUUUGAGUUACCCGGGGUGGUAGAGAGUUCCAUUUAGUCAUGGCUCUAUGUAAUACUGUGUGUUUCCCAACCUCUGUUCUGGACCUGGGGGACUGUGAAGAUACCUCUGGCUGCAUGUCUUGUGUUGUACCAAUGAGUGUCGGAACUAUGUGCCAACUGCUUGAACAAACAGUUCGAUACCUUUAACCAAUCAACACCUGGCAAAAAAAAGACUUUGAGCCAAGAGAGAUUGACAUGCAUACCACUGACAUCCACCCUAUAUACAUUUUCUGUGCAAUAUGUGCUGCUCUGUUCUGGAUCAACUGCAAUUUUCCUUUGUCCUUAUUUGCCGCACAAGUUUACACAACUGGGCAGUAGUCCAAGUCCGACAAAACUAGGGCCUGUAGGACCUGUCUGGUGGAUUUCGAUGUCAAGGAAGCAGAGCAACUUCUUAUCAUGAACAGAACUCUUCCCAUUUUAGCAACCAUUUAGUCUAUAUGUUUUGACCAUGACAGUUUGCUAGCUAGGGUUACACCCAGAAGUUACAUAGACAGGGGACCUGAUCCUAGAUCAGAACUCCUACUCUGAGACGCUUGAUACAUGCAGGCAGCCCCAGAGCCCUAUACUGAGAAUAGAAAUAUAUGGCUCUGUACAACUUGAGUCUGAUAUGAUGACGUGACCAUUGUGGGUGUGCUGUGUUUCAUCUUCAGUCUUAAAGAAAACAAAAAAUAAUGUUAUUGGUUUUGUGGGAUCAGGGUUUUUUCUUUUCACCCAGUUUUAUGAAUUAAUAAUUUGUUUACUUAAAUGAAUCUGAUGUAAGCUUUUUUGACAAUGAUCAGUGGUACACUACUACAUAAUUACAUUUUUGAAUACUGUCAGUCUUUCGUUUCUAAAUAUUGAAUGGGUUAAAAAAUGUAACACUAAAAUUGCUAUUAAGGGAAGCAUUGCAAUGUGCAAAACUAAUUGCAGAUUUUUGGGGAAAUGAUGAUCCACAGUUAUUCACCAUCAUCAUCUGUUGAUUAUUACAGUAUGUGUAUCUGUGAAUUUGUGUUAAUUACAUUCUUGUGUUCUUUUGAGAUAUUUGCCAAACUGUUGAGAAACCAUAGCAUUUUAUAUUAUUUGGAGCUAAGCUAAAAUGUUGGUAUUAAACUUAAAUAUUAUGAAAAGUGGUAACAGAUCGUUGAUAUUUGUAUAAAGCAUAGAAUAAUUUUUUAACUAAAUGCCUCAUUGGCAUAACCACUCCAUUGUACCUGUCUGUAUGGUAUAUAAUAAACAUUCUUUCAUAUUUAUUGAAUGUUAAUAAAUAGCUCUCCUUUUACCACUUUUAUAUGUUUUCGAUGUUUCGAUGAACUGUGUGUCCUCCAUAACGUGACAAAUAAAUCUUAGGCUAUAUCCACUUUA
Messenger RNA from Oncorhynchus masou masou (cherry salmon), 6193 nucleotides. RefSeq names its product nck-associated protein 1-like. The transcript is spliced from 32 exons. The coding region runs from base 172 to 3597 and encodes 1141 amino acids. Gene Ontology annotation, cellular component: SCAR complex. Gene Ontology annotation, biological process: cell morphogenesis; neuron projection morphogenesis; cell projection assembly. The record is from RefSeq and is a predicted model, not a curated record. Lineage: Eukaryota; Metazoa; Chordata; Actinopteri; Salmoniformes; Salmonidae.